Messenger RNA from Amaranthus tricolor (Joseph's coat), 1250 nucleotides. Its product is annotated as salicylic acid-binding protein 2-like. The coding region runs from base 292 to 1098 and encodes 268 amino acids. Gene Ontology annotation, biological process: salicylic acid metabolic process; jasmonic acid metabolic process. The record is from RefSeq and is a predicted model, not a curated record. NCBI's taxonomy places the organism in Eukaryota, Viridiplantae, Streptophyta, Magnoliopsida, Caryophyllales, Amaranthaceae. The transcript has 3 exons. Gene Ontology annotation, molecular function: methyl indole-3-acetate esterase activity; methyl jasmonate esterase activity; methyl salicylate esterase activity.
CUAAAUAAGAUUUUAUUUAAUUCGUCCCAACAUAAAAUUUAGUAAUUUCUAAUUUUUAUAAUUUUUUAAUUAUACAAAAUUAAAGAUAUUAAGAGUAGCAUUAUCGCGUUAACAAACGUGCCCAAACUAAACGGAGAAUAAUAAAUCUAGCUCUAGCUACAAGUGGUUGCCCAACAACUUACCGGCCAUUUAGGACAAAGUCCAACACCAACAUGUAACUCCCAUAACUUUCGUUUCCUCCAUAAAAACCACAAAGUCAAGGGAAAUUUAGUGAAGACUUGAGAGAUCAUAAUGGAAAAGUCAAACUCUUGUUGCAAGAAGCAUUUGGUGCUAGUACAUGGUGCAUGCCAUGGAGCAUGGGCUUGGUACAAGGUCAAGCCUCUUCUUGAGGCUGCGGGCCACGGUGUGACGGUGCUCGAUAUGGCGGCCUCAGGGAUUCACCCCAAAAAGAUCCAUGAUCUCCAAACAAUCCAUGACUAUUCUGAGCCAUUGAUUCAGCUGAUUGCAUCACUUCCUGAUGAUCAAAAGGUCAUUCUUGUAGGGCAUAGCCUUGGAGGAAUCAACUUAGCUUUAGUUAUGGAAAUGUUUCCUCACAAGAUUGAAAUUGCAAUUUUUGUAACUGCUUUUUUGCCUGAUACUCAACAUACACCCUCCUUUAUCUUUGAUCAGUUUGUUACAAGGCUGGCGGGUGGAGGCGAAAGUUAUUGGUUGGACACAAAGUUUGAGGGCUCCGGUGACCCAAAGGAGACUCUCACCACAAUGUUAUUUGGCCCACAAUUUUUGUCGAAAAGGCUUUAUCAAUUUUCUCCACCCGAGGAUUUUGAACUUGCUAUGACAUUAAAAAAAACGUCAUCAUUAUUCCUUCAUGAUCUAUGGAAGUCAGAGGCAAAGUUAACCAAAGAGAGGUAUGGAUCAGUUCGGACUGUUUAUGUGAUUUGUGAUCAAGAUCAAGGAAUUCUAGUUAAUUUUCAACGGUGGAUGAUUCAAAAUCAUGGGGUGAAGGAGGUGAAGGAACUUAAGGGAUCAGAUCAUAUGCCAAUGUUUUGCAUGCCAAAAAAGCUUUGUGACUGUUUGAUGGAGAUCAUUGCCCAAAAGUAGUUCACUAUUUUUAAGCAUGAUGGUGUAGUCAUUAGUCAACUACCCCUUUCCUUGUUCUCUGCCUUUGAAAUUUAAUAUAUACUUUUCCUUGAUUAUACUUGCAACAAAUAGUGACAUUUCUCUAUUAAACAUAUCAUUUGAAUCUUUCAAAU